Molecule: messenger RNA, 4250 nt
Organism: Erinaceus europaeus (western European hedgehog)
Lineage: Eukaryota; Metazoa; Chordata; Mammalia; Eulipotyphla; Erinaceidae
Gene: EYA1
Product: EYA transcriptional coactivator and phosphatase 1
Exons: 18
Coding region: 555-2333 (592 amino acids)
Biological process (GO): negative regulation of extrinsic apoptotic signaling pathway in absence of ligand; multicellular organism development; positive regulation of DNA repair
Cellular component (GO): nucleus
Molecular function (GO): protein tyrosine phosphatase activity
Source: RefSeq, a predicted model, not a curated record
CCGAGGCUCCACGGCAGACCUACAAGGCUGCGCAAACAAAUCCAGGGAUGAGAUUCUGCUGUUUCUUUGUCUAGGGUUCUCAGAUGCUAUCUGCUGUUGCUCUUUAGUGGGAAAGAGCGCAAGGCUCAAAGCGGCUACUAAACAGAACGGUGGGAGCUGAUGGCUCCGAGUUUGGAGAGAGGUAGAAACUCUCCAGUGCCACUUCCGACUUUAAGCCUUCCUGUUGCAAUCCACUGUGGCGGGUUUCUUUCUGGGCAAAGCAUUUUCGCACAGUCUCUGGGCUGCCGGAGCCUGCAGCAGCGGCCAGGCGGCAGUCCCCGCGGCCGGGCUUGCCCCUCCAGAGGCGCUCCGCUUCCAGAAGCGCUGGGCUCCACUGAGAGCACCUAAAAGCCCUCCCUUGUCCUGGUCCAGGAACAAAACUAUGUCAGGAAUGGAGGUUUGCUAAAGCAGAAAAUUCGAAGGAGCGCAUUAAACUGGUGGAUGCAGCAGAUGUAAGCGCUGUGCAAACAUCUCAAACCAGUUCAGAUGUUACUGUUUCCUCAAGUUGCAGGUCUAUGGACAUGCAGGAUCUAACCAGCCCGCAUAGCCGUCUGAGUGGUAGUAGUGAAUCCCCCAGUGGUCCCAAACUCGAGAACUCUCAUAUAAAUAGUAAUUCCAUGACUCCCAAUGGCACCGAAGUUAAAACAGAGCCAAUGAGCAGCAGUGAAAUAGUUUCAACAACAGCAGACGGGUCUUUAGACAAUUUCUCAGGUUCAGCGGUGGGGAGCAGUAGCUUCAGCCCAAGACCAACUCACCAAUUCUCUCCUCCACAGAUUUAUCCUUCCAACAGACCAUACCCACAUAUUCUCCCUACCCCUUCCUCACAAACUAUGGCUGCAUAUGGGCAAACACAGUUUACCACAGGAAUGCAACAAGCUACAGCAUAUGCCACAUACCCACAGCCUGGACAGCCGUAUGGAAUUUCUUCAUAUGGUGCAUUGUGGGCAGGCAUCAAGACCGAAGGUGGAUUGUCACAGUCUCAGACAACUGGACAGACAGGAUUUCUCAGCUAUGGCACAAGCUUUGCUACCCCUCAACCUGGACAGGCACCCUACAGCUACCAGAUGCAAGGUAGCAGUUUUACAACAUCAUCAGGAUUAUAUACAGGAAAUAAUUCUCUCACAAAUUCUUCUGGAUUUAACAGUUCACAGCAGGACUAUCCAUCUUAUCCCAGCUUUGGCCAGGGGCAAUACGCACAGUAUUAUAACAGCUCACCAUAUCCAGCACAUUAUAUGACAAACAGCAAUACCAGCCCAACCACACCAUCCACCAAUGCCACUUACCAGCUUCAAGAACCACCAUCUGGCAUCACGAGCCAAGCAGUUACAGAUCCCACAGCAGAGUACAGUACAAUCCACAGUCCAUCAACACCCAUUAAAGAUUCAGAUUCUGAUCGAUUGCGUCGAAGUUCAGAUGGGAAAUCACGUGGACGGGGCCGGAGAAACAAUAAUCCUUCACCUCCACCAGAUUCUGAUCUUGAGAGAGUGUUCAUAUGGGACUUGGACGAGACAAUCAUUGUUUUCCAUUCCUUGCUCACUGGGUCCUACGCCAACAGAUAUGGGAGGGAUCCACCUACUUCAGUUUCCCUUGGACUUAGAAUGGAAGAAAUGAUUUUCAACUUGGCAGACACACAUCUGUUUUUUAACGACUUAGAAGAAUGUGACCAAGUUCAUAUAGAUGAUGUCUCUUCAGAUGAUAAUGGGCAAGACUUAAGCACGUAUAACUUUGGAACAGAUGGCUUUCCUGCUGCAGCAACCAGCGCUAAUUUAUGCCUGGCGACCGGUGUGCGAGGAGGUGUAGACUGGAUGAGAAAGUUGGCCUUCCGCUAUAGACGAGUAAAAGAGAUCUACAAUACCUACAAAAAUAAUGUUGGAGGUCUGCUUGGUCCAGCUAAAAGGGAAGCCUGGUUGCAGUUGAGGGCUGAGAUUGAAGCCCUGACAGACUCCUGGUUGACCCUGGCCUUGAAAGCACUUACUCUCAUUCACUCCAGGACAAACUGUGUGAAUAUUUUAGUAACAACUACUCAGCUCAUCCCAGCAUUGGCAAAAGUCCUGCUGUAUGGAUUAGGAAUUGUAUUUCCAAUUGAAAACAUUUACAGUGCAACUAAAAUAGGGAAGGAAAGCUGCUUUGAGAGAAUAAUUCAAAGGUUUGGAAGAAAAGUGGUAUAUGUUGUUAUAGGAGACGGUGUGGAAGAAGAACAAGGUGCAAAAAAGCAUGCCAUGCCCUUCUGGAGGAUCUCCAGCCACUCAGACCUCAUGGCUCUCCAUCACGCCUUGGAACUGGAGUACCUGUAACAGCCACAUAGCACUUUGAAACAACACAACUGCCCUCUGACCAGGGACACACCCAGCAGGCCUGAAAUCCACGUCAGCGCUGGACUACAAAACUUAGUGAUUUCAGCAUAUUGACACACAGCUGCUGUGGGUCUUCACCUCUGCCCUUGUGGUAAAGGAAGGGCCACAGCUACUUCUUAUGAACAGCUGUUGACUCUAGUACUGUGAAUUCAGUGAAAACAAGCCAUGAGAAUGUUUUUGCAAAGUCCAAUGUGCUUUGCCACAUCAACUACAUGGUUCAAACCUGUGAAGAAAGGACCUGCAGACGCUUAAGUUUUUAGCAUCUUCAAUGUGACAUAAACAGCUUCUCCAAUACAGCAAACUUGAUUGCACAACAAAGACUGAAAUGUGUUUCUUGAAUACCGGUGGGGAAAUUUUCUUGUAAAGAAGGUUUACUUAAUGAUGUCUCAUGCCCAGGGUAAUCUGUACAUCUCUACUUAUUUAUGAACAGAGUUUGUUUUUUUUUAAGGCUUUAUUGAGGUAUAACUCACAAAGUGUACAAUUCAUUCUAACAGACUUUUUGGACAUCAAAUAAUUAAAGAGACAAAGCAAAUGAAACAAGCGAUUAAAGGCCUUUGCCUCACGACACAGCAAGUACUUUGAAUUUUAGCACAUUGCAAAUUAGUUUAAAGUAUGUCUAAUUUAAACGUAUGCUAUGUACAUCACUGAGACAAUCAUGUACAGAAAGAAUUUUUGGUGUAAAUUUGUAAUAAUGGAUGAUUCUUUUACAUAUUGUUUAGGGAAAUGAUAUUGAAAGGUAGUGAUGCCUUGAUAGUGAAGUAUGAGGCAAUAUAUGCACAAUCCUCUGUGCAGUGCCUUACCGAAGUACUGGGUAUAAAUAUGUAGAUAAUGAUUUAUUUUUUAGAUAAUGUUGUUAAGACCAAAAGCAUGGAUGUCAAGUGUCAAUAGAUCUCCCCCCCCCCCCCCGCCAUUGGUUCUUUUUGUGCUAUUAGGAGGGCUUUGGUAAAGUAACACAGCAAUGUCUUAAAUAAUUUAAAAGAGAGUCCUCUUACAACUUUACUUUUUUAUUUUCAAUACUAAUGUAUCAUAUGUAACUACUUGGAAAGAUGAUUAUUCAAAUGCUCCUUCUCACAGGAAGAAUGUAGAUGAUAGAUAUAUUUUAUUAAUAAAAUGAUUCAUUCAUUGGAGACUAGUCAAGCAGAGUUUUCGUGUGCUCAGAUCAUAGUGUGUACAUUUUCUUGUUUAGGUAAAGGAGGACAUAUCUGGAAAUCAGGAAAACUUUUGAUUACUUCCUGCAGUCAUGCUGUCUUUAUUGCCACACCUGCUCCCACCCUCCUAAGAAAGUUCAUUGCCAACAGUGGACAUAGCCUGGAAAGAAUGUUACUUACUCUACAUCUACAUUCUGCAUUACAUGGCAAGCAUAAAUCUAGGGGGAAAAUGUUACCUUUGUAACACAUGAAACUUUCUUCCAAAGUGAUCACUUUGCACAUAAUUGUGUUGUCAUCUAAAGCCUUCCAUUUUCAUGAAAUUGAUCUCUGGAUGAAUUUUAUUUAAAUACUAUAUUGGGGGUGGGGGGAAACACCAGCUUUGACCCAGAGUAGCUAAAAAAAAAAAAAACUACUUUGCCUUUUUCUGAAGUUUCAUAUUGCUGCUAGUUGUAGUCAGUCAUGAAUUCUCCAAAUUGUUUAAAUUAAUGAUUGAGUUACUAUAUAUAUAUAUUUUUUUUUUGCUUGAAGCAAAAAGAAAGUGAUAAUUUUUUAGCCUUUCUUUUUAUGUUUUGUAUUCUGUAGAUUGGAAAUACAAAGUUUAUCUUGGCCUUACUGUAUAAAAAGUGUGUUGUGUCCACAAAUGUGUACAGAAUUUUUCUUCAUUAAUUUUGUGUUUAAAUUAAUAAAAUUGAUUUGUGAAGUACUGCAA